CUGAAUGGUUAAGUAUUAUACAGAGUCUGAAUGGUUAAGACCUCUUAUCUGAAUUGAUCAGACAUUUGCCUCUGAAUAGUUAAGCAAUAUACUAGCUCUUAAUGGUUCAGACCUCUUACUGGUUCAGCACUUAAUGGUUCAGACCUCUUACUGGUUCAACACUUACCGAUUCAGAAGUUGCCAAACAGCCCCUAAGACGCUCCGGAAACCGCCGGCGGGUCGGAGCGUUUUCCGGCCAACUCCGGCGAAAUUGACGGCGGGCACCAACUCCAAUGCGGUCGUGGCAUCCGGGCGACCUCCAAGGACCCUUCAAUUGCAAGAUUUGAUGACGAUUUGCAAAACCCCCAAUUUUGGACUCAAUUUCGAAUUUUAGGGUUUUUCGAGUAGAAAAAUUCAGAUUCGAGAAGUUACAAGCCAAAUUAGACAAAAUGGUUUGGAUAUUAUUGAUCCUCGUCUCAAGACGAAGAGAAUGACAUUGGUUCCGCCGGAAUUGGAAAAAGUUCAUUUUCCGACGACUUUGACCGGCGGGCGGCGGCGGCGGGGUCUGGAAGAAAAGAAAAGAAGAAAUGGCGU
This is a messenger RNA of Cuscuta campestris, 573 nucleotides long. The record is from the annotation of a GenBank genome assembly. Lineage: Eukaryota; Viridiplantae; Streptophyta; Magnoliopsida; Solanales; Convolvulaceae.